Plenodomus lingam JN3 is the source of this 333-nucleotide messenger RNA. RefSeq lists its product as uncharacterized. The record is from RefSeq and is a predicted model, not a curated record. NCBI's taxonomy places the organism in Eukaryota, Fungi, Ascomycota, Dothideomycetes, Pleosporales, Leptosphaeriaceae.
AUGGGGCUCACAUACAACAUCUACCUCAACUCGUCGCGCGUCUACGGCUGCAAGAACUGCAAGACCCACCUCUCUAACCACGACGACAUCCUCAGCAGAAACUUUCGUGGCCAGCACGGCAAAGCCUACCUCUUCGACAGCGUCGUCAACGUCACCGAAUCAGAUCCCAACGAACGUAAUAUGACUACAGGACGUCACAUUGUACGCGACAUCCAAUGUAGGCAGUGCAAGGAGACAGUUGGGUGGAAAUACGACAAGGCAUAUGAAGCGAGCGAAAAGUAUAAAGAGGGCAAAUUCAUCCUCGAGGCCGAACUGCUCUGCACAGUUACCUGA